CGAACAUACGAUCCCGGCCAAACCCCAGACCCGCCUAUUUUUCUUAUUUUAUAUUCCCCCCACCCCGAAAUCUCAAUCAAUUUCUUCGCUGUGGUUUUCUUUUGAGUAAUUUCAUCGAACACUUUGCGAGCGCUAUUUCACAGACCCGAAAGCGAACCAAAACCUAAAUCAGAAGACAAUGUCUCUGCGCCCGGGCACACGCACCGAGGUGCGCAAGAAAUCGUACAAGACUGGAGUGGAUGCGGACCAGGCUCGGAGGAGAAGGGAGGACAACUUGGUGGAGAUCAGGAAGAACAAGCGCGAGGACAAUUUGCUCAAGAAGAGAAGGGAAGGCUUGCCUCCGUCCCAGCAGCAACUGCUUGAUGGCACCCAAACCGCCGUCGUUUUCGAGAAGAGGUUGGAAAGUAUUCCCUCAAUGGUGCAAGGAGUAUGGUCUGAUGAUCCUACUUUGCAAUUGGAGGCUACCACUCAGUUUAGGAAGCUAUUAUCAAUUGAACGCAGCCCUCCAAUUGACGAGGUUAUAAAAGCAGGUGCGGUCCCUCGGUUUGUGGAGUUUCUUGGGAGACAUGAUAUGCCCCAAUUGCAAUUUGAAGCUGCAUGGGCUUUGACUAAUGUUGCAUCUGGAACAUCAGAUCAUACACGAGUUGUUAUUGAACAUGGUGCGGUCCCCAUGUUUGUGCAGCUUCUUAGCUCUGGCAGUGAUGAUGUCAGAGAGCAGGCAGUGUGGGCUCUAGGAAAUGUUGCUGGCGACUCUCCUAGUUGCAGGGAUCUUGUUCUUGGACAAGGUGCACUAAUGCCAUUGCUAGCUCAAUUAAAUGAACAUUCCAAGUUAUCCAUGCUAAGGAAUGCUACAUGGACUUUAUCAAACUUUUGUCGUGGCAAGCCAGCAACACCAUUUGAUCAGGUGAAGCCUGCCUUACCAAUUCUUCGACAACUUAUUUACUUAAAUGAUGAAGAAGUCUUGACAGACGCUUGCUGGGCCCUAUCGUAUCUCUCAGAUGGUCCAAAUGACAAAAUUCAGGCUGUGAUUGAAGCGGGCGUCUGCCAGCGACUUAUGGAGCUUCUGAUUCAUCCAUCACCUACGGUUCUUAUACCUGCUCUUCGGACAGUGGGAAACAUUGUUACUGGUGAUGAUUCCCAGACUCAGUUUGUUAUUGAUAACCAAGUGCUCCCUCGCCUCCAUCAACUUCUCACACAAAAUCACAAAAAGAGCAUCAAGAAAGAAGCUUGUUGGACAAUUUCAAAUAUCACAGCCGGGAAUAAAAUUCAAAUACAGGCUGUGAUUGAAGCCGAUAUAAUCCUCCCGCUUGUGCAACUUCUCCAACAUGCAGAAUUUGACAUAAAAAAGGAGGCUGCCUGGGCCAUCUCAAAUGCCACUUCUGGAGGAUCUCAUGACCAGAUUCAGAUUGAUUCCACAAUAUUUGGGGUCUUACCGCAUUGAGAGAGUUGAAAGAAAGUUGGGAAAAGAGUUGGGUUGUGCAACAUUUUCCAGCCAGAUAAUAAAUGGAAAUACAUGGUGCUACUCAGCUUUAUCAGCUUUUGAGUGGAUGUUCUUCCCCUUAAUCUCUUUCUUUUGUCUGACUCCGCUGUUUUCCACUUCACAUAACUGAUCAAUUUGAAUGUCAUAUAUCAACUAUCAAGUACUAA
Prunus dulcis (almond) is the source of this 1647-nucleotide messenger RNA. RefSeq names its product importin subunit alpha-4-like. Bases 179 to 1441 code for a protein of 420 amino acids. Lineage: Eukaryota; Viridiplantae; Streptophyta; Magnoliopsida; Rosales; Rosaceae. The record is from RefSeq and is a predicted model, not a curated record. Gene Ontology annotation, biological process: NLS-bearing protein import into nucleus. Gene Ontology annotation, molecular function: protein binding; nuclear import signal receptor activity. Gene Ontology annotation, cellular component: nucleus. The transcript has 10 exons.